UGCCCCUUCCUUUUCUCCUUUAGUAUCUUCUUUAAUGCUUUAAAGCAGAACUACUAAGUCAUAAAACGCAGCGCUUUGGUCCGGAGAUCCGUCGGUCGGAAAGUAACAAUCUUUAUUGUCUACAGAAUUUGUUCGUUUCUCCGACAAACCCCACGAGAGAGAAAGAGAGAGAGACAUCGAUGGAGAAGAGCACGCAGGAGACAGUCAAGAACGAGAAAGUAAAACCUGAGAAGGAGCUGCGUGGCGGAUUGAGUCAACUCAGAGACGAAGAAUCACUGGGGACUAUCGGUGAUGAUAUGGAAGAUGUACAUGACGAGGCGAUACGAGAAGUACUAGCUAAGGAUCAGGUUGAAGAUGUUCGAGAAAAUUCACCUGUGGAAUCAAAUGAGCAAGAUGUAAGAGAGGUGAAGGAGACAGAUAGCGGUAAGGAAAAUGUUGUAAGUGAGGUUGUGCCGGUUGAUGAAAUUGCUGUAGAAAACCGCGAGGUGGAACCAUCUCCUACCCUGAAUGCAUCGUCAGACUCAUCAAUGGUGGAGCCACCUCUACCUUCGGAUCCUUCAGCUUCCCAAAGUCAAGGUUUAUCACUGCUAGAGCAGAAAUCUGAUUCUCAGGUAGUCAACAACUUGUCUGUUUCUCCGCCGGUUCUGAGGACAGAUUGCGGCAAGGAAGAUGUUGUUAGUGCGGUUGCUCCUGUUGAUGAAGUUGCAGUCAAAAACUGUGAGGUGGACACAUCAGUGAUGGAGCCAUCUCUACCUUCGGAUCCUUCAGCUGCCAAAGGUCAAGGUCUAUCACUGCUAGAGCAAAAAUCUGAUUCUCAGGUGGUCAACAACUUGUCGGUUUCUCCGGUUCUGAGGACAGAUAGCGACAAGGAAGAUAUUGUAAGUGUGGUGGCUCCGGUUGAUGAAGUUGCUGUAGAAAACCUUGAGGUGGAAACAUCUCCUGCUCUGACUCCAUCGUCAGACCCAUCAAUGGUGGAGCCAUCUCUUCCUUCGGAUCCUUUAGCUGCCAAAAGUCAAGAUCAAUCACUACUACAGAAAAGUUAUGAUUCUCGGGUGGUCAUGAACUUGUCGGUUUCUCCGGCUCUGAGGACAUCGCCACGUGAUGGUUACAAUUGGAGAAAAUAUGGGCAGAAGCAGGUUAAGAGUCCCAAGGGCUCAAGGAGCUACUAUAGGUGUACCUACUCUGAUUGUUGUGCUAAAAAAAUCGAAUGCUCCAACGAUUCAGGAAACAUGGUAGAGAUUGUUACCAAAGGUUUGCAUAGUCAUGAACCUCCCUGGAAGAGUAGCUUCUCCCCGAGAGAGAUCAGAGCUGCAUCAGCUGUUACGCCUGUUUUAGAGGUUGAUACAGUAGUAGCAACAGUCCCUAGCGUUUCAGCUACGCCCCCUCCAACUAAAGAAAACAUUUGCCAGUCGCCAACAACCGUUGAACGGAAGAGAACUUGCGAGAACGAAGCUGUGGAAGAACCAGAGCCAAAACGGAGGUUAAAAAACGACAACACACAAAGUUCAGAUUCUGUCUCUAAACCUGGAAAGAAACAUAAACUAGUAGUUCACGCAGCUAGAGAUGUUGGUAUCUCAAGUGAUGGAUACAGAUGGCGUAAGUACGGGCAGAAAAUGGUGAAGGGGAAUCCUAAUCCGAGGAAUUACUAUCGAUGCACUUCUGCUGGUUGUCCUGUCCGCAAACACAUUGAGACAGCAGUAGGUAACACAAGAGAUGUCGUAAUCACAUACAAAGGAGAACACAACCACGAUACUCCAGUGCCAAAGAAACGCCAUGAUACACCUAGCUCAGUGUUGUUAUCCCCAGCAUCAAUGAGAACUAGGUUGGAGGAUCAGGUGAACAUUCCCUCCUCCUCAAGCCAGUGCUCGGUGGGACGAGAAAGUGAGAAGCAGAGCAGUGAAGCAUUGGAUGUUGUUGGUGGCUAGAAAGUGUGAUGGAAUAAUAGUCUUUGGAUUCGAAAAUAAAGCAAUGCUGAUUGUAUGUAUUUUAGAUUUGAUCAACUGACUCCAUUUUCAGUCUCCUUGUUCUUGUUAUAUAAUAAAACAAAACAAAACUCAUGAAGUUGUCUAUUAACCUAUUAUUAAGAAUAAUAAUCAGGUUUUGUGUUUAAUAAUUA
Brassica napus (rape) is the source of this 2116-nucleotide messenger RNA. Its product is annotated as probable WRKY transcription factor 32. Gene Ontology annotation, biological process: regulation of DNA-templated transcription. NCBI's taxonomy places the organism in Eukaryota, Viridiplantae, Streptophyta, Magnoliopsida, Brassicales, Brassicaceae. Gene Ontology annotation, molecular function: DNA-binding transcription factor activity; sequence-specific DNA binding. The record is from RefSeq and is a predicted model, not a curated record. Bases 180 to 1925 code for a protein of 581 amino acids. The transcript is spliced from 5 exons.